Polyodon spathula (Mississippi paddlefish) is the source of this 2505-nucleotide messenger RNA. It is a transcript of the gene ddx55, whose product is annotated as DEAD (Asp-Glu-Ala-Asp) box polypeptide 55. Gene Ontology annotation, molecular function: ATP binding; RNA helicase activity; nucleic acid binding. Gene Ontology annotation, cellular component: nucleolus. Lineage: Eukaryota; Metazoa; Chordata; Actinopteri; Acipenseriformes; Polyodontidae. Bases 61 to 1866 code for a protein of 601 amino acids. The transcript is spliced from 14 exons. The record is from RefSeq and is a predicted model, not a curated record.
GACAGGAAGCUGAGGCGGCGUGUUUUGGAAGAUUUCUUUUUCUGCAGCUGUAUUUUAGAGAUGGAGAAUGUGACGGAGGGCACGUGGAGAAGUUUACCUGUUAAACUCAACGAAAAGAUUUUUCAAACUCUCGACGAGCUGGGAUUUACACACAUGACCCCAGUCCAGUCUGCGUGCAUCCCUCUGUUUAUGAAGAAUAAAGACGUGGCGGCUGAAGCGGUGACAGGCAGUGGCAAGACCUUGGCGUUUGUUAUUCCCAUAUUGGAAAUCCUGCUAAGGCGAGAGGUGAAGUUGAAGAAAAUGCAGGUUGGUGCUCUCGUCGUUACACCAACACGAGAGCUUGCCAUUCAGAUCAAUGAAGUGAUGGAACAUUUUACUAAGCAUUUCCCACAGUUCAGACGGAUACUUCUAAUCGGUGGGAGUAAUCCAAUUGAAGAUGUGGAAAAAUUCAAAGAACUUGGUGGAAACAUCGUCAUUGCCACGCCAGGGCGUCUGGAGGACAUGUUCAGGAGGAAGGCGGAUGGGCUGGACCUGGCUUGCAGUGUGAAGACACUCGAUGUCCUGGUUUUAGACGAGGCGGACCGACUUCUUGACAUGGGAUUUGAAGCAAGCUUGAAUACCAUUCUCGGGUAUUUACCCAAGCAGAGGAGGACUGGCCUGUUCUCAGCAACGCAGACCCAGGAGGUGGAGAACCUGGUGAGAGCCGGACUGCGUAACCCAGUGCGCAUCACAGUGAAGGAGAAAGGAGCCGCGGAGAGCAGCACACAGAAAACACCAGCCAGACUGCAGAACUACUACACGGUCUGCAGAACAGAUGAGAAGUUUAACCUGCUGGUGGCAUUUCUUCGACAGCACAAACACGAGAAACAUCUGGUUUUCUUCAGUACGUGCGCUUGUGUGGAGUAUUACGGGAAAGCCUUAGAAGUCUUAAUUAAAAAUGGAACGAUUCUUUGCAUUCACGGGAAGAUGAAACAUAAGCGCAACAAAAUCUUUACAGAGUUUCGGAAGUUAAAAAGUGGCAUUCUGGUUUGCACUGAUGUAAUGGCACGAGGUAUCGACAUUCCUGAGGUUAACUGGGUUUUGCAGUAUGACCCUCCAAGCAAUGCCAGUGCUUUUGUCCAUCGCUGCGGACGGACCGCUCGCAUUGGCAAUCAGGGCAGUGCUCUUGUAUUUUUGCUUCCUAUGGAAGAAUCUUAUGUCAACUUCCUGGCCAUUAACCAGAAGUGUCCAAUGCAGGAGAUGGCCCCCAUAAAGGACAUGGUAGAUGUCCUUCCCAAAUUGAAGUCUCUAGCCAUGGCAGACAGAGCUAUGUAUGAGAGGGGAAUGAGAGCCUUUGUGUCGUGCGUACAAGCAUAUAACAAACACGAAUGCAGCCUCAUCUUCAGAGUAAAGGAUCUGGACUUUGCGGGCAUGGCUCGUGGCUUUGCAUUGUUAAGAUUGCCAAAGAUGCCUGAGCUAAAAGGAAAGAGUUUCCCAGGUUUUGUACCCGAACUGAUAGACACAGACUCCAUCCCCUACAAAGAUAAGAACAGGGAGAAGCAACGGCAGAAGAUGCUGGCAGAAAUGCAACAGCAGAGACCGCAGGACAGAGUCAGGAAGAAUUUUACCAAGAACAAGGCAUGGUCCAAACAGAAAACAAGAAAGGACAGGAAGAAAAAGAAAGCAGACAAAAGAAAGAGAGAGGAGGGCUCGGACAUUGACGACGAGGAUAUGGGUGAACUGCUCAAAGACACUCGGUUGUUGAAGAAGCUGAAAAAGGGCAAAAUCACAGAGGAGGAUUUUGAGAAGCAAGUGAUAACAGGACCGAAGUCAACCAACAAAAAGGGAGGCGACCACGAGCAGGAUGAUUCAGAGGAUGAAGAAUAGUGGAAAAGAACAUGGCAAUAAAUGAUUUUAUUACACAAAGCCUCAUUUUUACUUAAAAAAUUACUUAUGCAAAGAAAAUGUUCUAGUUAGAAAAUGGUGACUGCUCAUUAGGUUGGUGUUCUAGGAUCACUGCAUCUCCCAGGAUAGCCCAGUGCAGGUCCAGCAUUGUUUUCAGUUAGAACCUGCUCGUAUCUAGUGGAUUAAUGGAUCAAGGUUAGUCAAGCGGCUCGACUUGGAUUGAAUUUGGGACCCAUCAUCUCCCGAUUCCAACAUGUAGACUACAAUCAAGUAGCACCAGCUAUGCAGCACAUGCAUCCCUUGUGCAUUCAUUGCAGGGGCUGACUCGUACAUGCUUCAAGCAGAAAGCUGAUUGCACCCAGCUGUUUAGGAUAAUACUAAAGAGUGGGAUUAUUGGAUCCAAGUCAUAUAUUAGGAGAAAUCUAAUUUUUAAGCAGACUGGUGUUCAACAAAGCAGGUGCUAUCUUUAUGUUUUCAAGCCAGCGUCUGACUCCAGGCGGAGACCUCUUCCAGCAGUGCACGAUGGCUUCUUUGCAGCUUUGAUAUAUGUGAUAUUGUAGGAAUGAUCACGUGCGCUAGGUAAAGAAUCUCAUUCCAGUCUAAUAAAAGGCAAGCAACCUU